Molecule: messenger RNA, 1037 nt
Organism: Dacryopinax primogenitus
Lineage: Eukaryota; Fungi; Basidiomycota; Dacrymycetes; Dacrymycetales; Dacrymycetaceae
Exons: 3
Source: RefSeq, a predicted model, not a curated record
AUGCCAUCCCCGUCUACCUCGUCCAAAUUCCGCCAUGUGUCUCGAUCCGCUUCCAAACGCAAGCUCUCUGCAACCGAACGCUGGUUGCAGGUCGUGCAGCUCAUCGAAGACGAAUCCGAACCAUCGCUGACUUCCAUCAUUCUGAAAGUCCUUCACGACAAAUUUGAAGAGAUGCUCGUGGAUCAAAAGGAUAAGAUCUUCAAACAGCUGACCUCCGAGAUCAAUCGUUUGAAGCGCGAGCUGCGUGACAAGUCCAAAGAUACCCUUCGCGAAGUGAUUCGAGAAGAGGUCGACGACGAUGCCCACUCAGACGAGGAUGAACGCGGGAAGACAAGGCCCCAGGAGCUCCGGAGAGGACUUGCCGCUUCUUCCCGGACUUCCAGCACUACGUCUACCACUGUUCAACUGACCCAGUUUGACCAGAAGCUCGACGAGGUGAUUGAUGCCAUCGACAGAGUCACCGUUCCCAUCAUGCGUGAUGUUAAAGCGGCCGUUAAUACUGUUGAGAAGAUGUCUGGAAGCGUCAACGAACGUGUAAACUCUAUUUUUCUGCGUCAAGUAGAGUUCGCCGGGCGCCUCGAAGAGCUGACGAAGGUCGUGCUGAUUCAGACGGACACUGUGCAGAAGCGCGACAAAAACCUUGUGGACGUGCUGAACAAAGCAGAUGAUCACUUCAGUAACAUUGCGAGACGGUUGGGAGGCAGUUUGGACACGCUGGGGCUCCCGGGCUCAAAUGAGAGUUCCCAGGACACGUACGUUAACAGUAAUGCAGCACAGUCUCGACCCCCGCCAUCGCGUCCUGCACACGUUGGCCCGCAGUCACAGUCUGUGGUUGCUCCUAGAAAUUCAGCAAACAUUUUGUCUACGCAACAAACCUCAUCCUCGUCAUCUACACGUCCGCAGGGAGGCCUUCUGGACGAGGGUGGUCUUGCUACUCAACCGGAUAAUACCCAAGUCUCUCAGGCAUCUAAUUUAUCUCGCUCGCUGAAAGCCCCGUCAUCCACUUUCACUAAAUCAAAUAACCGAUCCAGUAUCGC